Mus musculus (house mouse) is the source of this 1163-nucleotide messenger RNA. It is a transcript of the gene Ackr1, whose product is annotated as atypical chemokine receptor 1 (Duffy blood group). Lineage: Eukaryota; Metazoa; Chordata; Mammalia; Rodentia; Muridae. The transcript has 2 exons. Gene Ontology annotation, molecular function: chemokine binding. Bases 103 to 1107 code for a protein of 334 amino acids. Gene Ontology annotation, biological process: chemokine-mediated signaling pathway; inflammatory response. The record is from RefSeq and is marked validated. Gene Ontology annotation, cellular component: early endosome; recycling endosome; membrane.
CUAGAACCCGAGAGAAGUCAUUAGCCCUGGGCACUUAUCUUGGAGCCACAGCUGCUGACAGAGUCCAGGCCCUGUACUUCUCUGCCCUGAGCCUGCAGUGCCAUGGGGAACUGUCUGUAUCCGGUGGAAAACCUUUCACUAGACAAGAAUGGAACUCAGUUUACUUUCGACAGCUGGAAUUAUUCGUUUGAAGAUAACUACUCCUAUGAACUCUCGAGUGACUACAGCCUGACACCAGCUGCUCCCUGCUACUCCUGUAAUCUGCUUGGCAGGUCUUCCCUUCCCUUCUUCAUGCUCACCAGUGUCCUGGGCAUGCUGGCAAGUGGCGGCAUCCUCUUCGCGAUUCUCAGACCUUUCUUCCACUGGCAGAUUUGCCCCAGCUGGCCCAUUCUGGCAGAGUUAGCAGUGGGCAGUGCCCUGUUCAGCAUUGCAGUGCCCAUCCUGGCACCAGGCUUACACAGCGCCCACAGCACAGCCCUAUGCAACCUGGGCUACUGGGUAUGGUAUACUUCUGCUUUUGCCCAAGCUCUGUUGAUAGGAUGCUAUGCUUGCCUGAACCCCAGACUGAAUAUUGGUCAACUCCGUGGCUUCACCUUGGGACUCAGUGUGGGACUUUGGGGAGCAGCUGCCCUCUUAGGGCUGCCAGUCGCCCUGGCCAGUGAUGCUUACAAUGGCUUCUGCGCCUUUCCAUCCUCCAGAGACAUGGAAGCUUUGAAGUACAUGCAUUAUGCCAUCUGUUUUACCAUCUUCACUGUAUUGCCACCGACUCUUUUGGCAGCCAAGGGGCUGAAGAUAGCACUGAGCAAGGGGCCUGGCCCCUGGGUUAGUGUCUUGUGGAUCUGGUUCAUUUUCUGGUGGCCUCAUGGGAUGGUUCUCAUAUUUGAUGCUUUGGUGAGGUCCAAAAUUGUUCUUCUGUAUACAUGCCAAUCCCAGAAGAUUCUUGAUGCGAUGCUGAAUGUGACAGAAGCCCUGAGUAUGCUGCACUGUGUGGCUACCCCACUGCUCCUGGCCCUGUUCUGCCAUCAGACCACCCGUAGAUCCUUGUCCUCACUCUCCCUCCCUACAAGACAGGCUUCUCAAAUGGAUGCCCUUGCAGGCAAGUCCUAGUUUUGUUUUGUUUUUUCCCUACAUGUCAACUUAAAUUAAAGUCUAUACUGCUUUUA